UUGUUAUUUAUCUCUUGCUCCUCUAUGUCUCUUACCUUCCCUCUCUACCCAGUAUCUCUAUCAAUCUCAUCUCUCCCCACUUCUGUCUCUCUGUUCUUGUCUCUGCCUGAUAUCUUUGUCUCUCCCCACCUCUGUCUCUCGUUGUCUCUCAGUCCCAUCUCUAUUUCUAUUUCCAUAUCUCUCCUGUCAUUGUCUCUUGCUUGGCUCUCGCUUGUGCUCUCGCUCUCUCCCCCCACCCCCUUCUCUCCAUUUCUUGGUCCUUGUCACCCUCUCUGAUCUGCUGUCUCUACCUGUCCUCUGUCAAUGUCCAUUUCUGUCCUUUUGAGUCUGGUUUCUUGUCUCUCCUGCUCUUUCUACCUCUGUCUCUGUCGAUCUCUGGGAAAGCUAUCUUUCUCCUUUUUUCUUAUGGCCCCCCACACUUCCCUGAAUCAAUGACCACCUCCUCUUGUGCUGGGGGUUGUGGGGGCAGCAGGGCACAACACUCAUAAUUCCCACCCCCCACAGGCGGCCCUUUCCUCCGGGCCCCGCCUGGUGCCAGCCCCCCCACCAGCGGGGGGACUGCGCCUGGAAGCUGUAAUGGAGGCCCUGCAGAGGCAGCAGGCAGCCCGCCUGGCCCAAGGGGUGGGGCCUUUGGCCCCUCCACACUCACUGCCACCACCACUACCUCCCUUGCCUGGCCCCCGGACCCUUCAGGCCCCUGAGGGGGUUUUGGGGGAGAUUGGGACUGAAGAAGAGGAGGAUGCUGAAGAGGAUGAGGAAGGGGAGGAAGCCGGGGCAGAGGAGGAGGCAGCCGAGGAGAGCCGUCCAGGGACACAGGGCCCCAGCUCACCUUCCAGCCAACCCCCUGGACCUCAUCCCCAUGAAUGGACCUUCGAGGAACAGUUCAAGCAGCUGUACGAGCUUGAUGGAGACCCCAAGAGGAAGGAAUUUCUGGAUGACCUGUUUAGCUUCAUGCAGAAGAGGGGGACGCCAGUGAACCGUGUGCCCAUCAUGGCAAAGCAGGUGCUGGACCUGUACGCGCUCUUUCGCCUGGUGACAGCCAAAGGCGGCCUGGUGGAAGUCAUCAACCGCAAGGUGUGGCGGGAGGUCACGCGCGGCCUCAGCCUGCCCACCACCAUCACGUCGGCAGCCUUCACUCUACGCACCCAGUACAUGAAGUAUCUGUACCCGUACGAGUGCGAGACGCGGGCGCUCAGCUCCCCGGGGGAGCUCCAGGCAGCCAUCGACAGCAACCGGCGCGAAGGCCGUCGUCAGGCUUAUACCGCCGCCCCUCUCUACGGCUUAGCUGGGCCUACCCCUCGGGGAACUCCCGGCCAAAUCUCGGGUUCUGGCGCCGCCCCGCCCACGCCCACGCCCACGCCCAGCCCCCGUCCUGCCCAAGGCUCCGCCUGCGGCCUGCCGGCGCACGCCUGCGCGCAGCUGAGCCCGGGCCCCAUUAAAAAAGAGGAAAGCGGAAUUCCAGCCCCUCGACUGGCACUGCCUGUGGGCUUGGCUUUGGGACCUGCAAGGGAGAAGUUGGCACCAGAGGAGCCCCCAGAGAAGAGGGCUGUGCUGAUGGGGCACAUGGAUCCACCUCAACCUGGAGCUCCCCCCAGUUUCCUGCCCGGUGGCAAGGUUCCCCUGAGGGAAGAGCGGCUGGAUGGGCCUCUCAGUCUGGCAGGCAGUGGUAUCAGCAGUAUCAACAUGGCCCUAGAGAUCAACGGGGUGGUCUACACUGGUGUCCUCUUUGCCCGUCGCCAGCCUGUGCCAGCUUCCCAGGGCCCAACCAACCCUGUACCUCCACUCCCUACAGGGCCCCCUUCCAGCCCCUCACCCUGAGAACUCCCACUUGGAAUUAAGAGUCCCAGCCCCCCACAUCUUGAUUCUUCCAGGGUGCUCACUCUAGGACCCAGCCCUGGGAGAUGACCUCCACCCCCCCACCAUGCCAUGUGGGCUUGAAGCCAAAGAGGUUUGUUUUUGUUUUUGUUUUGGGGGUUUUUUUAUGUUACAUCUACCUCAUUGUAAAGGGAGAGCAUCUCCUCCCUGGCCAACCCCAGCAGCAGCUACCAAAGAGUUCUGCCCCCAGUAACCCCCAUCAUCUCCUCGUGUGCCUCCCUGUGUCAGUGUCAUCUCUAGGACCCCACCUCUUCAAAUCAGACCUGCUUCCCUUCAGAAGCCAUGUGAAGGGUUAGGUUGGGGUGUUGUGAAGGAGUCG
This is a messenger RNA of Mirounga angustirostris (Northern elephant seal), 2194 nucleotides long. It is a transcript of the gene ARID3C, whose product is annotated as AT-rich interaction domain 3C. Gene Ontology annotation, molecular function: DNA binding. The transcript has 7 exons. Gene Ontology annotation, biological process: regulation of transcription by RNA polymerase II. Bases 577 to 1818 code for a protein of 413 amino acids. The record is from RefSeq and is a predicted model, not a curated record. Lineage: Eukaryota; Metazoa; Chordata; Mammalia; Carnivora; Phocidae. Gene Ontology annotation, cellular component: nucleus.